Molecule: messenger RNA, 864 nt
Organism: Apiotrichum porosum
Lineage: Eukaryota; Fungi; Basidiomycota; Tremellomycetes; Trichosporonales; Trichosporonaceae
Exons: 4
Coding region: 1-864 (287 amino acids)
Biological process (GO): proteasome-mediated ubiquitin-dependent protein catabolic process
Cellular component (GO): nucleus; proteasome regulatory particle; proteasome regulatory particle, lid subcomplex
Source: RefSeq, a predicted model, not a curated record
AUGUCUCUCGACCUCCAGCAGUCGCUCGCUGAGCUCCAGACCGCCUUUGACUCGGGAAAGGACAAGGACGCCGUCACAAAGCUCAUUACACAGCUCAAGAUCAAGCUCGCCCAGUCUGGCCUCUACUUUGCGCCUCCCAACGCCAACCCCCAGGACCUCCUUGCUGCCCGCACCAUCAUUGAGAUUGCGACCUUUCAUGCGCUGAGGAGGGGCGACCUGACGGCGUACGCACAGUACAACGCCGCGCUGCAGCCCUUCUACGUCAACCUCGCGACCGUCCUCCCCUCAUCCCCCAACCGCCCCAUCAUUGUCGGCCUGCAGCUCCUCGCCAUGCUCUCAGAGGGCAAGUACUCGCAGUUCCACAUGACCCUCGAGGCCCUCGACGUCUCUGAGCUGGGCGACGUCUUUGUCCGCUGGCCCGUGGACCUCGAGCGCUGGAUGAUGGAGGGCGCGUACAACAAGAUUUACCGUGCGCGCGAGCGUGUCCCCCGUGAAGAGUACACCGUCCUCCUCGACCGUCUCAUGGGCACCAUUCGCGAGCAGAUUGCCCUCACCAUUGAGACCUCGUACCCCUCCCUCCCCCUUCAGAACGCCGCCCAGCUCCUCUUCUUCAAGUCGGGCGAGACCUCGCAGCUGAUUCAGUUUGCCACCGAGCGCGGAUGGAACCUCGAGCCCUCGACUCAGACAUUCACGUUCCCCAAGUCGCCCAUCCCGGACAUUGCCCUCGCUGCCGUGGCCGCUACAGACUCGUCGCGCAUCACCCUCGACAUUGCCGGUGGAAAGGGCAUCAAGCGUGGUGGGCCCAUGCAGGCCAUGAUCAAGCCCGCGCUUGACCUUGCGCACCAGCUCGAGGCGAUUGUGUGA